GGUUUGUGGGUUUGGUCAAAUACUGAAUGAAAAAAAAAAUAUGUACAUCUCGAGUUACAUAUUUAUGUAUUUUUGUGUGUAGCUUUUGUUUGGAUAGACACGCAUUAUUGACAUUACAUGGUGUCUUCAGUCCUACUUAAUAAACAAAACAAAACGACGUUGUUUUCUACAGUCGCCAUUUCUUCGGUCGUGUUGUGUGUGCAGGAGCUGUCAUAGAUCACCCGGUUGAUUCUUCAUCUUCGAGAGGUCGCUGGUCUCAUGCCGAGUCCCUCAUCCUCAACUUAAUUGGAACUGGUCCCACAAUAUGUCGGACAACAAUGGCUCUUUUGAGGGUGCGCACAUGGAUGGUUUUGGUUCCAGUGCAUUUGCUUUGAGUUCAUAUUGCAACCCCAGUGAAAAUGGUGCAGGGACAGCAAACCUAAAUCAUGGCAUGAAUUCUGGCUUAAGCAUACAGGGCACCCAGAAUCUGGACUUGGUCUCUGCUGGAGCGUCCCAUAGCAUGGCACCAUCCUUGGAUGUAACAAGAGGCCCGAAUUCGAAUUCCUUGCAGAGCGGAUACUUGGACAAAGCCACAAACGUUUUUGCCAGUCUUGGUCUCCCUCGCGAAGACUUGGAUGCACUAGCGUGCAUGUCUGAGGAUCAGCUUAGUGUGGAGAACCUGCAGCAGAGUAUCCUGCAGCUCAAGGCACAGAGAGCGGAAGGAAGCAGUGUGUCUAACCACCCCAGAGACUUCCGCUCCCCCCCACGAGAACAACCUUACAGAGCCGACAGGGAGGUGAAGCGCAGGAGGACGGAUGCUUUUGCUUAUAGUUCUGGGAGAAUGGGAGGCAGCACUGACUUUCUACACACUGCAGGGUAUCGUACUUACUAUCCCUCAGAAUACGACUGGGAUGGUCCCGCUCCUAGACCUGAAAGGUACUUCUCGGAUGUGCAGUCCUGGAAUUGGCAGCAUAGAUCACCUUAUUCAAAGAGUCGCCCUACCGAUUUUGACCGCAGGCCAGUCCGUCCGGGAUGGGACACCAGCUAUCCCGCACCUGGAUACGUGGCGCCUCCUCCACUGCUUCCAAUUGAUAUCUCAAGGAGAAGAAUGCGUCCUGAUAGGAGAGUGGGAAACGUUUCAGUUUCUGGCGGAAUGAAAUCAAGAAGAGGCGAGAGAAGUCAUCCCUUGAAAGAAAAGCAACAUAGAGUAAUUCAUCUGGUGAACCUGCCAUCUGAAAAUUACACAAAUGAAGACCUGUUUGACUUGGCAAAAUCUUUUGGGCCUGUGCAGUGCUACAAAAUACUCAGAAGCAAUAAAGAGGCUUUUUUGGAAAUGAAGCAUCCUGAAGCUGCAGAGAAGAUGGUGCGGUACUAUAGGACCCAUGCUGCCAAAGUCAACGGAGACCGGAUCGGUGUGUCCAUAUUCCUGAAGCACAAGAAGCUUGCACAUUGGAUGCGGGAAGAAGUCAAGUCACCCAGCACUUCAGGUGAAGCUCCAGGGAGUGGGAGCAGGACUGGACGCUCAGUAUCUGGGGACAGGGAGUCCUCUAGAACACGAAGGACGUCCAGAUAUGACCGGACAAGAAGGGAGGAGUCAAAAGAGAAAUCCCUGGAGAGACAAGAGAGGAGGGAGAGUCGGCAAAGGGAGGAAUCCUCAGAUAAAUCCAUGGACAGUUCACAAAGUGAAGGGGAGGAGCAAGACAACACAGCCUUGCGGCUGGCACAAGGGGAGGGGCCAGCAGAUAAAUCCAUGGACAGUUCAGACACAGAAGGGGAGGAGCAAGAGAGGAGUGGCAGAAAACUGGGGCAAGGGGAGGGGCCAUUCAAUAAAUCCCUGGAAAGUUUACAAACCCAAGAGGUAGCGCUAGAGAAUAAAGGCAGCCAGUCGACACAAGGGGAGGAGCCUGUAGAUAAACCCCUGGAGAGUUCAGAGACCCCCUCAGAGGGGCAAGACAAGAGUUGCAGCCAGUCUGCACAAAAGGAGGAGUCAUCAGCUGGGCCUGAAGGGGAGAAGGAGAAAGCGAAGGCUGCAGGGCAGGGGAAGGACCAAUGCCUCGAUAGAUCAAAGAUCCGAAAGCCAUGGCCGUCGCAGAAAGGCAGAUUUUCUACAGGGCCUGGUGUCGAGGUAGAAGGAAGCAGCAAAGUGGUGGACAUACGCUUCAGGAAAUGGUCGUGCUCCGUGGAGGAUUUGCUGGAGAUGGCUGAGCCUUUCGGCACUGUGGUCGCCUACCUGGUUUACCAGUCCUCUGGCUUCCUGGAAAUGCUUACAUAUGAACAAGCAAGGGUUAUGGUGCGGUACUACCAGGCUACAAAUGAUCCUGCCCGUGAAUUGAGGAUUUGUUUGUCAGAUAAAAUGACCUCUGUAAAGAGACCACUCUUUGAACCUGUUACCUCAGUGCUGUGUUUCAGUAAUAUUUCUAGAAAAACCUCCAGGGUAGAUUUGCAGGAAUUGGCCGAGCGCUUUGGGGCUGUGCUGAAAAUCACCAUCGCAAAUAAAAUUAAAAAGGCUUUUGUGGAAAUGGUAGACCGGGCUGAGGCAGAGAUCAUGGUGACAUUCUAUAAAAAACGCCCCUUGAAGAUUCACUUUAAAAAGAUCGAAGUGAGCCUCUUAAAGAAUUACACCUUUGGAUGCAAUGGCGAAAAUGCUGACACAGAAAAUGCUACACAGGUGCAGACUGUACCGCCAGAGUCUGAGAAGACUGUACCGCCAGAGUCUGAGAAGACUGUACCGCCAGAGUCUGAGAAGACUGUACCGCCAGAGUCUGAGAAGACUGUACCGCCAGAGUCUGAGAAGACUGUACCGCCAGAGUCUGAGAAGACUGAAACUGUCCAUAAUGGAGGGGCAGGAGACUCAACUGAUAGGCCACAGGCUGGUAACAACAAGACCACAAACACUCUGGGACCAUACACUCCCGACAACCCUGUUGGCUUGGAGUAUAUGGUCCCGAGGACGGGUUACUUCUGCAAACUGUGCAGCGUGUUCUCCAGCAGUGAAAACGAGAAGACUGCCCACUGCAGCAGCCUGGAACAUUAUGAGAAAGUAAAGACCUCGAUCGCAGAACUGGACCAACAGCUAACAGUGGAGUCAAUGCAGGUGUCUGAAACGGAAUAGAAUGAACACUGUUGGAGGUCUGUGAAUCGAAAGAACCACAGAAAAGACUGUCAAAGUUCUGCAUUUCUGGCUGUUCACCUGAGCUCUGUUUAAAUCAUUGUAUAUAUAUUUACCUUGGGAUUAUUUUGUAAAAUGAUAAGCAAAUGGUUAACCAUUGAUAGAUAAUGCCAUUUGUUUUGCAAUAACCUUCCCUGAAGUUGUUCUUCCCUCACAACCCAGAAGUGAUGCUUGAGACCACAGCCUGGUGUUUAAAAUUCUGUUGUGUCCUUCAUAUGAGUGUGAUCUAGACAAAUAAACCUUCACUGUACAUUCAAUAAAAUCAGUAUUUUCACACUGA
Acipenser ruthenus (sterlet) is the source of this 3428-nucleotide messenger RNA. RefSeq lists its product as uncharacterized. Gene Ontology annotation, biological process: regulation of RNA splicing. Gene Ontology annotation, molecular function: mRNA binding; zinc ion binding. The coding region runs from base 305 to 3091 and encodes 928 amino acids. Gene Ontology annotation, cellular component: nucleus. Lineage: Eukaryota; Metazoa; Chordata; Actinopteri; Acipenseriformes; Acipenseridae. The transcript has 17 exons. The record is from RefSeq and is a predicted model, not a curated record.